AUGGAGGCCGCGAGCUACCCCGCGGACGAGGCCGCGUCCGCCGCGACGCUUCGCGCCCGCGCGACCGACGCGCGCGAAUUCUUCAUGGUCGCCGCGCUCGACGGCGCCGUCGUCGCGUACGUCUGCGGCACGCUCACCGCGCGCGACGCCCUGGACGCCGCGACGAUGACCAAUCACGACCCGCUCGGGCGGACGCUGUGCGUGCACAGCGUGUGCGCGUCGCCGAGCGCGAGACGCCGCGGCUUCGGCGGCGCCGCGCUGCGGCGCUACGUCGACGACUGGAUCGGCUUCGCCGACGACCGACGCGACGCGCGCGUCUUCGGCGACGCGCGCGAUCAAGUGCUGACGAUCAGGUUGCUGUGCAAGCGCGCGCUGAUCGAGUUUUACGAGCGUCGCGGUGGGUUUCGGUGUUUGGGCGAGUCAAGCGUGACGCACGGCCGCGACGCGUGGUUCGAGUGCGCGCGGCAUCGCGACGAAGACGAAGCGCCGCCGCGCGGUGUAAAAUAG
This is a messenger RNA of Ostreococcus lucimarinus CCE9901, 507 nucleotides long. RefSeq lists its product with no specific name. The record is from RefSeq and is a predicted model, not a curated record. Gene Ontology annotation, molecular function: acyltransferase activity, transferring groups other than amino-acyl groups. Bases 1 to 507 code for a protein of 168 amino acids. NCBI's taxonomy places the organism in Eukaryota, Viridiplantae, Chlorophyta, Mamiellophyceae, Mamiellales, Bathycoccaceae. The transcript has a single exon.